AGUGAGAAUGAGGUAUUGAACCAGGAAGCUGCCCCAGCAAAAUGGCGAUGGGACCUAAAGAUCGAAAUCGAAACGCCCAGAGUAAGAAUUUUGGGGGAAUGAUUGGAUCUAUCCUUCAGGGAGUGUUAGCAACACCUAAACUUGUUGUCGAUAAAAAGACCAUCGAAAAAUCAUGGAAAUUAAUGGACAAAGUUGUGAAAUUGUGUCAACAUCCAAGAAUGAAUUUGAGAAACAGUCCUCCUUUCAUUUUGGAUUUAUUGCCAGACACUUACCAGCAUCUUCGUUUAAUUUACAAUAAACACGAUGAUAAGUUAAAUACUCUGAAUGAAAAUGAUUACUUCCGAGUGUUUAUAGAAAAUCUUAUGAACAAGUGCAAAGCCACAAUAAAACUUUUCAAAGAAGGGAAAGAAAAGAUGUUUGAUGAGAAUUCUCAUUAUAGACGGAAUUUAACAAAGUUAUCGUUAGUGUUUUCUCACAUGCUUGCAGAACUGAAAGCAAUAUAUCCAAAUGGACAGUUUGCAGGUGAUAAUUUUCGCAUAACAAAGAGUGAUGCAGCAGAAUGGUGGAGAAAAUCCUUUGGUGAUCGAACCAUUGUAUCAUGGAAGGUGUUUCGACAGACCCUGAAUGAGGCACACCCUAUCAGCUCCCCACUAGAAGCCAUGGCAUUGAAAUCCACGAUUGAUCUGACCUGUAAUGACUACAUUUCGGUCUUUGACUUUGAUGUUUUUAGCAGGCUUUUCCAACCUUGGGUAAAUUUAUUAAGGAAUUGGAAUGUUUUGGCAGUUACCCACCCAGGAUAUGUAGCAUUUCUAACAUAUGAUGAAGUCAAAGCCAGACUUCAGAAAUACGUCAAUAAACCAGGAAGUUAUGUCUUUCGGCUGAGCUGUACGAGGUUAGGGCAAUGGGCCAUAGGAUAUGUCACUGCAGAGGGCCAAAUUCUACAGACCAUUCCGCAGAACAAAUCCCUGUGCCAGGCCUUACUUGAUGGGCAAAGGGAAGGAUUCUUCAAAUUCCCAGAUGGACGCUCCAUAAAUCCGGACUUGAGUUUCCUGGUACAGGACUGUGAGGAGGACCAUAUAAAAGUCACACAGGAGCAGUAUGAGCUGUACUGUGAGAUGGGAUCAACCUUUCAGCUGUGUAAAAUCUGCGCAGAGAAUGACAAAGAUAUCCGAAUUGAGCCCUGUGGUCACCUUUUGUGUACUCCAUGUCUAACACAGUGGCAGGACUCCGACGGACAAGGAUGUCCGUUCUGUCGAUGUGAAAUCAAAGGCACUGAGCAGGUUGUUGUAGACCCCUUCAAUCAACAGCAUGAAAGGCGACAUGAAGAGCCAAAGAAAAAGCGAUGUUCACAUCUCACGUUUGAUGAUGACAUCACGGAAGACGACUCAGAUGGUCAGGGAUGUCCAUUUUGCCGCACAGAGAUUAAAGGGACAGAACAAGUAGUUAUGGACCCCUUCAGUCCACAGCUGACCUCCAGAUUAGACUCCAUUAAGCCUCACAACAGCAAUGCCCCCACCAAUCAGGAGGAGCAAAAUGACUCGGACCCUCGAGAUUCCCCCACAAUUCCAAAAAGAGAUUUACCCCCUCCAGUCCCUCCCAGAAGAUCAUCACCAGUGCCAUCACCCAGUGUCUCACCAACAUCAUCCCCCAAACCUCCAAGUCGUAGACAGUUACCACCCACACCCCCGGUAGAUCCUUCCCAUAUUCCACAGCCUGUGUCAAAGGCCAUUUGUACAGAUGUUGUGGACGGAGUGGCUCAAUAUCACACAGGGAUAUCCUAUGCUGAACUUCGGUAUGAUGUUCCUUCCAGUAUUUCUACAGUAUGCUCUGAAUCUACUGACAUUGUCAACUCUACUGAAUGCAAACAUCUAGGUAUAAAUGAAAACAGUCAGGCAGAAUCAGCUAAUCAUAAAGGAGGUACAAUUUUCUCUGUCACAGGUAACAGCAAACCACCAUUAAGACGGACACCCACAGACUAUGACUUGCCACCUUUACCAGCACCAAGGAAACAACCUGGAGAAAAAAAACUGUCAGAUCCUCCCCAAGAAGAAAGAGAUAUACAGCUUCCUGUCAGAAACAGAUUACGUGAAAACACCGACAGUAACAAGGAAAAUAGUGUAGACGAGGUCCAAGUUGAUCAGUUGGUCGCCAAAGGAUACGACCGCCUGCGAGUGGUGGAUGCAUUGCGUGUGGCCAGAAAUAAUUUGCUCAUGGCUGAAGAAAUCCUGGAAACAUUUGUGCGGCUAUGAAUGUAUGCUCAUAUUUUUUACCAAACAUACAAGUGCUCAGUUCUCUGAAUUGUACUUAAUAAUGUAAGCAGUGUAAUACACAGACUUGCUUUGGUGCUCCAUAUACAUGGGUGAAAAACAGACUGGAAUACAGCAUCCAACAUGUUGCGCUUUGGAGACAUCAGUAUCUCUACAUUUUGUGUUUGUUUUUGUGUUACUUGAAUGUUAUUUCUUGUAACUUAACACUUAAUGUCUUUUGUGUUACUUGAAUGUUAUUUCUUGUAACUUAACACUUAAUGUCUUUUUAGAUAAAAGUGUUUGGUGUAAAGCUUCUGCGUGAAUGAGUUGUUGCAUCUGUAAAAUAGAUCUUCUAUUUAUAUAUUACUCGCUAAAAACAAAGCAUGCUGUACCUUUAUAUUAAGUAUUUUGUCAAUUGUUUAACAGCAAUUUUUUCAGUGCCCACAGUUACAUGUAGAAGAAAUUGCACGUUUUUAAUACAACAGUAGGAUCAUGGUUAUUUGACCUUGACUGGAUAUAAUGUAGUAAAAUUUGUCUUAAAAUGGACAAUCAUUGUUCCUCACCUUUUCUGAAAGAGUAAAUUUUUAUGAAGGUAAAUAUUUAUUCAAACACUUAUUGUUAUUUUGACUGACUUGAAGUAUUGACUCAGCUUGUUGUGUCCAACUCUCUUAUCAUACUGACUUAUUUUCACUGCAUUUUAAUUUUUGCUAAGAUUCUGUUGACAAAAAACUUAAAAUAGAACUACAAUGACUUCAACAUAGUCAUAUGACAUUUAUUUAUAUAGAACUGGAGUAAUUUAAAACUGCAUGAACAAGAAACCAAGAAAUAGUGAGGAUAAGUUUCCUUAUGAUGUACUGCAUACUGGAUUUGAAAAUUUUGGCUGACACUACAUGAACAUGUGUACGUAUUCUUUUGUGAUUUUUUGUUCUCAGCAAAAAUUUGAGGAUAAACUGCCUUGUCUGAUUAUCAAAAGUUAUAGAAGAUAUUUUACAGCCACAUUCUGUUUCCAGAACCUGUGUAUGAAAUGCAGUUAUGCAAGUUCUGUGAUAAUUUACUGGCCUUUUGUUACAAUUUGAGCUUUGCCUGUGUAUGUAUAACUGUAUUUAUAUUAGUUCUUUAUCACUUUGCAUGUAUAAAAAUUUAUCAUUAUUUGUAUACAAAAUGUAUAUGGUUAUGUUACUACUUGGGUAUGUAUAUAUUUUGUGGUAGUAGGUCCCAAGGACCACCAAUUUGCGGAAUUAGUUAUUUUUUAUUUUGCUUUUGUAAUACAGGGUUGAGCCCAGUAACUAACCAAUGGACGGUCCAUGCAUAGUACAUUAUUCCUAAGUCAAAUCCCACUAGUAACCUUGAAUAUCUUCAUAUCAUUCAUUUAUAUUGAGAGUAUUUUUACUGUCUUCACAUCUUUCUUGGUGGUUUAAACAUGCUUACCAAUUUAUACUUCGUGCAAUUAUUAAAUUUGAAAAGGGGUUGUACUAAAUCUGCAUAUACCAGUAUACCUAUUGUAAAUCCAGCUUACUUCAAGCUUUUGAUAAAGGAUAGCAAUGACAAAUUUUUCAUAAUUAUAUGAUAUUUUCUUGUACAUAAUACAUUACUCUUGCCAAACAAUGUACAAUUUUAUACAAGUAAAUAAGUAAUGCAAUUCAAGUAUUCACUAUGUUGUGUAUUUCAGCUGAAUCUCUCAUUUAAUGUACACCUGGAAGUAAUUCAGGUCCAGCAGCAAAUAUAUGUGUUUCUCGGUUUAAAAUUCUGGAAUUGUGUCUGUUGCACUGUGAUUUCUCAAUCAACAUUUAUGAUUUGCCAGUUGGUCCAAAAUCAUAUUUAAUCAUAUAUUCAGUGUUGUAUGCAAGGAAACAUUGUACACUGUAUAACAGCAUUUCUACAUGAUAUAUAUACACUAUAUAUCGUCAGAGGAAAUUAAAGUGAAAUUUUUUUUCAUGUCCAGAUUUCCUUAGUUGUCAGAUUAACAAAUCGUAGAAUAUAAAUGUGUAUUUAUAUAGUCAGAAAUAGAACACCUUUUAAUAUAUUUUCAGUUUGGUCCUUUUGAUGUUUAGUUACUGUAAAUCAUUAAUAUUUUAUUAGACUUUUUGCCUUGUCAAAUCAAUUAUCGAGACAUGAUUAUUUUGAUACUCAAUUCUUCAUUUAUUCACAAAAAUUAUUCAAAAGAACAUUGAUUUUGCAUGAGAAUAGCAAAUUUAUACAAAAAAAAUGUUCUUGUGAAUAAAAAGUGAUUUCCUGAAUUGAAAUUACAGUAAUCAUAUUCUAAACUAAAUUUUCUGUAGUCACUGAAAAUUAAGCACAGAACCGGAAAUUAAGCUGGCAACUUUUCAAUAGAUUUAAACUUUUUGUAGCUUACUCUUUAUAAUUACAACACCCCACACAAAUCCCAUAGGUUGAACGUCAUUACAGAGAAAUUAUUAUUUACUAAGAUUGAUCCAGAAUUCUUAUUUUAUUUUUAGAAGAGAAGUAUUUUUAUUGCAUGUAAGUAAUAUGGUCAUUUAAUAUGAUAUACAAUGUACUUGCAGUUUUGAGUACGAAGUUUGGCCACAAAUUUCUUUUUUAUUUAAACAAUAAAAACAAGUGUUUAUAUUUAUUUUCAUACAGAAAGAAAGAAAACCCAGAUAUUUUUACAUUUCUGAAAAUGAAGUUUGGUAAAAUUUUCUGCUUGGGAAGUUUUACACAUUGUCAAUAUUUUGAUGUAGUAACAUUUUAAUAUAUAUUUGCCUUUGAUAUCUUUACAAACUGUAAUGAUAGCCCUUUCCUCAUGAAUGCGCUGCAGUUUUGAACAAUGUAUGAAUCUUGAUAAAGAUAGUACGUCUAUUUUAAUAGCUGAGAAUAUCAACAGGAAUGAAAGUAAAUUGUAAUUAUAAGAAAUAGAUUUCAUUUUUGAAAUUACAUCAGGGUAUGAAUUGCAAGUUAACGCUCAAUGAAAAAUAGCUGGCUUGAUGCAUUGCAGUUCAUACCCUCAUGUAUUUUCAAAACUGAAAUUUAUUUCUAAGUAUUAACAAUGACAGUACACAUUCAGAAGUAGAUAUUUCACUAUAUAACCACUAGUAUUUAAACUGAUUUGGGGGGUUUACAAGCUAUUUCCUAAUUUGGCAAUAAUCAAACAAUGCUGGUCAGUGUCUCUUGUGGCUUUGAUAACAUACAGUGUAUAUCAAAACAAUUUUAACUUACUAGGUUAUCUGAUUGACUCUAUAUGAAGUUUCUCUAAAUCGAAUCAAAAUGAUUACAUUUACAAACUUGAAGACGCCACUCCUUUUAGGCCCUGGGAUCCAAAAAUAUUGCAAGAAAUCUCACUUUUUGAAUUCAGUUUUGGUGGCAGGGAUAUUAGCCUCAUAAAAACCUGUAGUGCUUGUUAACUGUUGGUCUUUUCCAGAAUGCUAAAUUCAUCCCUGGGUAUCCAGUUCAGGCCUGGGGAUGGGUGUGAAACAGGUCCAAUUUGUAAAGGUAGAACCUUUAUGUUCAUCUUGAAUCACGUCUAUAUUCUUCAUCACCUUGUUUGAGUAUUAAUGUUUACUGUGAAAGAUUUACAUGUAAGGAAGUUUUUGCAUGAUACACAGGUGACCAAUUGAGGUCUUAUGGUCCAGUUGUUUGGUUGAAAUGAACAUCAUGAUCAAGCACAGGCUUAUUUAAUUUGUGCUAUAUUGUGAUAAAAAAAGAGAUCAGAAUUGUGGAAAGCUAGUUCAAAACUUUAUUUGAAAUGUAUAUUUAUUUACCUCUGAAUUUCAUAUUUAUUAUAAUUGGUUUUAGUAUUUGUAUUAAAACCUUUGUUUCUUUAGGUAAAAAUACUUUGAUCUUUGUUUCUUUCCAUUAUGCUAUAAACCCUAAACCAUUUGAUGGGUACAGCAUUGUAAAGGUGUACAAUAUUGUGUUCGGGGUUUAAAGGACAUGUUUUUGGAGACUUUGUUAUUUUAGUUGAAUGCAAGAUCCCAUAUACAUUGUUUCUCCAUUGUUAUUUGUUCAUUAUGACAUCAUGACCAGUCAGGUCCUAAUAAAAACAAGAAAAUUUA
This is a messenger RNA of Ostrea edulis (European flat oyster), 6256 nucleotides long. RefSeq names its product E3 ubiquitin-protein ligase CBL-B. The coding region runs from base 42 to 2249 and encodes 735 amino acids. Gene Ontology annotation, molecular function: receptor tyrosine kinase binding; SH3 domain binding; phosphotyrosine residue binding. The transcript has 13 exons. The record is from RefSeq and is a predicted model, not a curated record. Gene Ontology annotation, cellular component: plasma membrane; membrane raft. Gene Ontology annotation, biological process: negative regulation of epidermal growth factor-activated receptor activity; cell surface receptor signaling pathway. NCBI's taxonomy places the organism in Eukaryota, Metazoa, Mollusca, Bivalvia, Ostreida, Ostreidae.